Molecule: messenger RNA, 3259 nt
Organism: Phragmites australis (common reed)
Lineage: Eukaryota; Viridiplantae; Streptophyta; Magnoliopsida; Poales; Poaceae
Exons: 4
Coding region: 145-1581 (478 amino acids)
Source: RefSeq, a predicted model, not a curated record
CCCAGGCCUAGUCCCCACCCUCUCGUCUUCUCCUCGGCUUCUCCUCCUCUCUUAUCCUCCUCGGUUGCUCCCGCGGUGGAUUACGCAGGCGGCGCGUUUCGGGAGCGGCGACCUGAUCGGAGAGUACGUCGAUCUCUAGGGGAAAUGGACAAUCUGGACAUUCUUCGUGUCAGAUUUCAUUUUGGAGGGGAGUUUGAUUUCAACGGCCACUCUUUGCUGUAUGUGGGCGGGCGAAGUGCAAUGUCAUACUUGGAGAGGGACAAGGUUUCGUUGCCAGAGCUAAGAGGAUACCUAACUGAUCAUAUAGGGCUCACUGAUGAAGACCAAGUUACAUUUCACUGGUUGUUCCCUGGUAAAGAACUAAGCAAUGGAUUGAGGAACCUUAAUGAUGAUAAAUCCUGCAUCUAUAUGUCAGAUAGCAUUUCAGAGGGAGGAGUGGCUGAUAUAUAUGUCGAGGUAUUCAAGGAUUUCCCAGAUGACAAUGUUGUUAUGUCUGCUGGCACACCUGCAUGUGUUAUGUGCAAGGAGCCGAGGAGGAAGCUAGUUUUUGUCAGCAGUCCAUCUAAGGAGCAGAGUAACAAAAAUGUGAUGAAGCUGAAAGCCUUCUACAGUUCACCUGGAAAGAGUACAGGACACAAGUACACCUCAAAUGGGAAUGAAGAGGAUGCUUCUGAUGAUGAAGUUAGUGAAUCAGAUGAUGAUCAAGAGGGUGCUCAUGGUGAUGAAGGCAGUGAGUCAGAUGACAGUGACUAUAUUCAAGGAGAUGAGGAUACAUCAGAAGAAGAUGAGGAAGCAGUACAGAUGAGGCAGCAUGCCAAGGAAGCUAGGAAGAAUCCAAGUACAGUAGUUACUCCUAUCCCUGAGGCAUUGGUUCACCCUGAUGAAGAUGAUGAAGCCUUGGCACUUUGUGAUGACACUGAACCUGCAUAUAUGGACUCUAGUGAAGAAGCCUCCUAUGAUGAUGCAGAAGAAGGUGAAAGUGUUAGAAGGAAGAGUAGGUUCCCUAAGUUUGACAACAAAGCACCAAUACCAAAGUUUGUUGUUGACAUGGCAUUCAGGGGAAGAACUAAGUUCAAAGAAGCACUAAUCAAGUAUAGGCUAGCUGUGAGAAGACAUCUGAGGUUCCCCAAGGAUGAGAGAGCUAGGAUCAGAGCAAGAUGUUCUUGGUCUGAUUGUCAAUGGAUGAUCUAUGGUUCCAAGAGAACAAACAGUGAUUGGUUUCAAGUCAGAUCUUUCAAUGAUGUGCAUACAUGCCCUAAGAGGAGAGAUAACAGGUUGGUAACUGCUCGGAGGAUAGCUGAUAGGUAUGAACACAUCAUCAAGGCUAAUCCAUCAUGGAAGCUUCAGAACAUCAAGGAUACAGUAUUUUUUGAGAUGUUUGCUAAUGUGUCUCUGUCAAAGAUAAAGAGGGCCAAGGGGAUAGUGAUGACAAGGGUAUAUGAAUCAGCCAAGGGAGAGUACUCUAAGGUAUUUGAGUAUCAGGUAGAAAUUCUAAGAACUAAUCCUGGGAGCACAGUGGUAGUCUGCCUUGAUCCUGAUUAUAGUGAGCCUGUUCUUUCAGAGAAUUUAUGUUUGUUUUGAUGCUUGCAAGAAAGGUUUUUUAGCUGGGUGUAGGAAGGUAAUAGGACUGGAUGGAUGUUUCUUCAAGGGGGCUUGCAAUGGAGAACUUCUGUGUGCACUAGGAAGGGACUCAAACAACCAAAUGUAUCCUAUGGCCUGGGCUGUUGUAGAGAAAGAGAUAAGAGAUAGUUGGUUCUGGUUCCUGGGACUUCUUCAGAAAGAUUUGGAGAUUCCUUAUGGGGGGUUUGGGUGGGUCAUUAUAUCAGACCAGCAAAAGGGGCUUCAAAGUGCAAUAGCUGAUCUGUUGCCACAAGUUGAACAUAGAAUGUGCACCAGGCACAUUUAUGCCAACUGGAGGAAGAAAUAUAGGGAUCAAGCAUUUCAAAAGCCUUUCUGGAAGUGUACCAAAGCAUCAAGUGUACCUUUUUUCAACUUCUGCAAAGCCAAGUUAGCUCAGUUAACUCCUGCUGGUGCAAAGGACAUGAUGAAGAAUGAACCAAUUCAUUGGAGCAGAGCCUGGUUUAGGGUAGGGUCCAAUUGUGACAGUGUUGACAACAAUAUGUGUGAAAGUUUCAACAAUUGGAUAGUGGACAUCAGGGCAUUGCCUAUCAUUACUUUGCUAGAGGGUAUCAGGAUCAAGGUCUUUGUGAGGAUCCAAGAAAACAGAGCCAAGUUAGCCAAGUGGUCAGGAAGGGUAUGCCCAAACAUUCUGAAGAAGCUAAACAAGUAUAUUAACCUAGCUGGGAAUUGUCAAGCAAUCUGGAAUGGGAAAGAUGGCUUUGAGGUCAAGGACAAAGACAAGAGAUACAUUGUUGACAUAAAGAAGAGAAUUUGUUCUUGCAGGUACUGGCAAUUGGGGGGUAUUCCUUGUGCACAUGCAAUUACUGCCCUAUUUUUCAGCUCUAAGCAGCCUGAGGACUACAUACAUGAUUGCUAUUCAGUGGAGCACUACAAUAGGAUUUAUGACCAUUGCAUGUAGCCAAUGGAGGGCAUGAGGCAGUGGAAACCUACUGAUCAUCCUAAGCCAGGUCCUCCAGGUUAUGUCAAAUUACCAGGCAGGCCAAGAAAGGAGAGGAGGAGGGAACCAGGAGAAGCUAAGAAGGCCACAAAGAUGUCCAGAGUAGAAACUAAAGUGAAAUGCCCGAUGAAUGUAGCUGGGACCAUAAAAAGAAGCAUCCUUGAGAGAGCUAAAGAGGCAAGCAUCUUACCUUGUGCAUUUAUCUAAGUACUUAGAUGUCAAACUAACAUGGCUAUGUUAGUUGCAGGUUCAAGAAUCCAGCAAACGACAAAAGAGGUCUAGGAAGGUAGCAAGUAGCUCAGACACUGCAGUUGAUACCACCACUAUUCCAUCCCAGAGCAGCAUCAAUAGAACUGCAAGGGGGAAAAGAGCACCUGCCAUGUCCACCAAAUCCAGGACCCUCAAGAAAUGAACUAGCCAAGUUACCAAGGAUGCAAAAUUUUGGUUGUAAUAUAGCUCUAAGUAGCACUACUUUUGUUCUGUGAUGGGAUAUAGCUCAAGUUCUACUCCUUCGGUUCACUGAUGCAAUAUAGCUCUAGUACUUUGUUCUGUGAUAUGAUAUAGCUCCAGUUCCAGUAUUUUGGUUCAUUGAUGUAAUAUAGGUCCAGUUUCAGAACUCUGUUUUAGUACUCUCGUUCAGUGAUGCCACUGUUAUUUCAGUAAGUGUUCCUAUUCUGGAUA